This is a messenger RNA of Fundulus heteroclitus (mummichog), 991 nucleotides long. Its product is annotated as tpd52 like 1. The record is from RefSeq and is a predicted model, not a curated record. Gene Ontology annotation, cellular component: cytoplasm. NCBI's taxonomy places the organism in Eukaryota, Metazoa, Chordata, Actinopteri, Cyprinodontiformes, Fundulidae. The transcript has 8 exons. The coding region runs from base 230 to 955 and encodes 241 amino acids. Gene Ontology annotation, biological process: positive regulation of MAP kinase activity; positive regulation of apoptotic signaling pathway.
GCAAAGAAAACAUGAAAAGCUUAUUGGAUGAUCAUUGACAGACAAAUGAGGAGGGAGAUACGGGAGUAAAUGUGCAAGUCUUGGAAAUGAGCCUAUUGGCUGGCAAUCAAAGCUCCGCCUGCGAAGCUUGCUGGGCGCGUGACACCUCGGCGGUGCUGAUCUUAGAAGCGGCGCAGCGCGUGCUGUCUGUCUCUGAAGGUUACCAGGGAAGUUCACCUGAGCGUCGCAGAUGGAAACCAGGCAGCAAGAGCUGUACUCUAGUGUUCUGAGUGAAGCAGUGCUGGACUGGGCCAGCGUGGGCCCCGAGGAGGAAUGGCUUAACUCAGCCACACAUGAAGGAGACAUGGGUUUGGAUAGGUUUCACCACUCUGGUGGGGAGGAGUCCAGUCGGAGGAGCUCACAUGGGGAGGACUUGGCCCCGCUGGUCCAAAAUGGGGAAAGCCUGACAGAUUGGGGUAACACCUCGUCCCGGGUGGAGGAUCAGUGGUGUCGCACAUCAGGGUGUCAGUCUGACAGCUGGGCCAUGUCCACCACUUGGGACAUGCAGCUAGACAGCACAGAGAGAGGACGCCUGACUGCAGGUUUUCUAGACUCUCAGCCUCUGAGGGAGGCCGACGAGGAUAUGGUGUCAGAAGUCAGCCUGAACACCACCAACAUGACCGAGGAGGAGAGGGAAGAGAUUCUGCAGGAGCUGACCAAACUGGAAGAAGAGAUCAGCACACUGAAGCAGGUUUUGUUGUCCAAAGAGAAGCAGCACGCUGAGCUCAAACAGAAGCUGGGGAUCACUCCCCUCAGCGAGCUGAGGAACAACUUCAGCCGAGGCUGGCACGACAUGCAGACCUCCACCGCAUACAAGAAGACAUCGGAGACGCUGUCCACCGCAGGACAGAAAACCUCAGCUGCCUUCAGUAACCUUGGGACCGCCCUCACCAGGAAGUUUGGAGACAUGAGGUAAACAAUUAUGUCACCGCUUUUUAUUUUUUAGGACUGG